AGGGGAGAAGUGGCUGCUGAGCUGUGUGCUGGGGAGAGCUGUUCUGGAGGAGCCCUCUGGGUGGCACUGCUCCCCCGGCCCUGCAGGGACAGAAGGUGAUGGGGCUCACAAAUAACUGCUCUCCAUCCCGUGGCUGAGGUUCAUCCCUUCCUCCUUCGUCCCUGAAUUUCUGCGCUGGUGAAACAUUCUGACCACGGAUUUUGUUUGCAAUCUUCACCAUAUUGAAAGCUUUACUUACUUUACAGAGUGAACUCAGGACACGCAUUCUUCUCUCUGAGCUUGAUGCAAAUGUGUAAAGACUGCCAGUGUCCCUGCAGUGUUUGAUACUGAAGUAGUGCUGCUUGUAAAGUUUCCUAAUCUGGAGCAAACUGCAUGGUCACAGUUCUAAUGUCUGAGCACAGAAGAGUGGGCUGGAUUGAUGUUGAACAUCUGUGGGAAUUGUCUGCCUUUAUGGCUUCCUUACCCUCCCACUUUUCCUCUCUCGGGCGUUUUGCACUUAUUUCCUGAGUUGAAACUGAGCCCUCAUCAUGCUUAAUGAAGCAGUUAAGGUAAGCGUGCGGGGUGCUGUGUGCAGGGCAGGGUUUGUCCUGGCUUCCAUGCCCUGGAGGUCUGACUCUGCACAGCAGUUCUUUAGGAGCAGGCAGUCUCACAGAAGUGUGUGGUCUUCUGGUUUUCCAAUCUGUCUGCUAAAGGCAUUCAGGGCUCCCCCAGCUUUGAUUCUGUGAGCUCCCAGCUGCAGGAUGGGGCUCUGCUCCAGUGCAGGUGGCCGUGGGACUGGACUGGGGUGCUGCUCCAGCAGCUGCAGUACAGUGCUGUGUGGUGACAGUGUGCUAAAGAGAGAGAAGAGCAGUGUAGCUGCUGCUCUGCAGCUGCUUCUCUCCCCUGUCCCACUUGCAAAAGGCUUUCUGAUCUCUUUGAGAGCUUUGCCAUGUACCUCACUCAGUUGGGCCUCCCUGAAGUCAGUGCAGCACCCACAGGCACCUUCUGCUCCUCCUGCACCUUCGGUGCCCACCUUGGGCUCCUCCUACAGAGGAGCAGAGCCAGCAAACUGCAGACAAAGGGCCCUUAAUGAACCCCUCUGCCCAGGCACUUUGGCCCCCUGCAACACGAGCUUUAUUUACGUCUACGAAAAGCACUCUGCUGGUUUGUUGGAGCAGCAGUGCUCUCACUCACUUCUCAUAGGGACGAUGUCACUGUCAAUAUUUGCCUUGGAGGAACACUGCCAGCAGAUGAAGGCUUGUUUCAUGGCCAGAGGGACUCUUCCUCCUCGUGGCUUCAGCGCCUGCUGCUGGCACAGAACCAUCACCUCCCAGUGACAAUGUGAGUGCACAGAUGUGGGUUUCAGGGAGCACCUGGGAGCUGGCUGCCUCUGGAAGGAAUAGAGCUGAGAUGAACAGGGCAGGACGAUGUACUGCUGCUUCUCCUUUCAUGGCUCUCAGUGCAACGACCGUCCUGGGAGGGUGCUGAGCUGCAGCCUCUCCCCAUUAGAGAGUCUCUGGCUUGCAGCUCAACCCCCCUGCCAAGAAGUGCCUGUGAUUCACACAGCACACGUGCAGGGAUGCAAUGGGUGCUGAGAUUUGGAGGGACACAAAGGCUGCCUGCUCACGUUUCACAGCUCUUGAUGCACCAACCAGACCCGCUCUGCACGUCCCUAUGGGACCACAGAGCUCCCAAUGGACAGCACCUGGACCUGCAGCUGCUGGAGGUGCCCGAGGCUGCUGAGCAACAACAAGAUCACAGUGCUGCAGAACGGCUCCUUCUUCGGGCUGCGGGUGCUGGAGAAGCUGGACCUGAAGAACAACCUGAUCAGCACAGUGCAGCCAGGCGCCUUCCUUGGGCUCCCUGAGCUGAAGCGUUUGGACCUCUCCAACAACCGCAUCGGUUGUCUGAGCGCCAGCGUCUUCCAGGGGCUCACCAACCUCCUCCGACUCAACAUGUCAGGAAACAUUUUCUCCAGCCUCCCGCCUGGUGUCUUUGAUGAGCUGCCCUCACUGAAAGUCGUGGACUUCGCCACCGAAUACCUGACGUGUGACUGCAACCUGCGCUGGGUGCUGCCCUGGGCCCGCAACUACUCAGUGCAGAUCUCGGAGCGGACGCUGUGUGUGUACCCACGGCACCUGCACACCACCCCACUGCGCAGCGCACAGGAGAGCCAGCUGCAAUGCGCGGGCACCCCGGAACUGCACACCCACCACCUCAUCCCGUCGCUGCGCCAGGUGGUGUUCCAAGGGGACCGACUGCCCUUCCAGUGCACAGCCACCUAUCUGGACAACAGCACCCAGAUCCAUUGGUACCACAACCAGCAGCGCGUGCAGGAGGAUGAGCGGGCGGGCGUCAUCGUGGAGGAGAGCCUCAUCCAUGACUGCACCUUCAUCACCAGCGAGCUCAUCCUCUCCAACAUCCACGUCUCCGCCAACGGUGAGUGGGAGUGCGCCGUCUCCACCUCACAGGGCAAUGUCAGCAAGAAGGUGGAGAUUGUGGUGCUGGAGACCUCCGCGUCCUACUGCCCCGCAGAGCGCGUCACCAACAACCGCGGGGACUUCAGGUGGCCCCGCACCCUGGCCGGCAUCACUGCCUUCCAGUCGUGCCUGCAGUACCCCUUCGCCUCGGGGCCGGCAAGUGGGGGCCCGGCGGCGGAGAAGCAAGCGUCCAGGCGUUGUGACCGUGCGGGGCGCUGGGAGGAGGGCGACUAUUCCCACUGCCUCUACACCAACGACAUCACCCGCGUGCUCUACACCUUUGUGCUGAUGCCCAUCAAUGCCUCCAAUGCACUGACUCUGGCUCACCAGCUGCGUGUCUACACGGCUGAGGCUGCCAACUUCUCAGACAUGGUUGAUGUCCUCUAUGUGGCUCAGAUGAUCGAGAAGUUUAUUGGCUACGUGGACCAGAUCAAGCAGCUCACCGACGUGAUUGUGGAGAUGGCAAGCAACAUCAUGCUGGUGGACGACCACAUCCUCUGGAUGUCACAGAAGGAGGAGAAGGCAUGCACCAGCAUCGUCCGCUCACUGGAGAGGAUCGCUGCGCACACCCUCAGCAGCAACUCCCAGCACAUGGCAGUGAACUCACGCAACAUCGCCUUCGAGGCAUACGUGGUAAAGCCUGAGAGCUACGUGGGGCUGAGCUGCGUGGCAUUCCAGCGCCGGGAUGGGGGCCCUCCUGGACGCACAGCCCUGGCUGAGCAGGCGGCCGAGCCCCAGCCUGACCAGCAGCUGAGGCUGCGCUGCACCACAGGACGCCCCAACAUCUCCCUCAGCAGCUUCCACAUCAAGAACAGCAUUGCCCUGGCCUCCAUCCAGCUGCCUCCCAGCCUCUUUGCCAGCCCCGUCCCACCCGCCCCGCUGGCCGACUGCAAGCUGCAGCUGCUGGUGUUCCGCAAUGGGAAGCUCUUCUGCAGCACAGGGAACUCCUCACGCCUGGCAGACGACGGCAAGCGGCGCAGCGUGGCCACGCCGGUCAUCUACGCAGGGACAUAUGGCUGCAGCAUAGGGAACCUGACGGAGCCAGUGGCCGUGUCACUGCGACACCCCGGGGAGGGCGCGGACCCCGUGGCUGCCUACUGGAACUUUGAGGUGCUGGGGGGCAUGGGGGGCUGGAGUGCCGAGGGCUGCCAGCUGGCUGCCCGUGAGCCCAAUGUCACCUCCCUGCACUGCCGGCACCUCAGCAACGUGGCUGUGCUCAUGGAGCUGAGCGGGUUCCCCAGUGAGGCGCGAGGUCCGGUGGAGGUGCUGCACCCAGCCAUGUACACCUGCACAGCCGUGCUGCUGCUCUGCCUCUUCACCACCAUCAUCACAUACAUCGUCCACCACGGCACCAUUCACAUCACGCGGAAGUGCUGGCACAUGCUCCUUAACCUCUGCUUCCACAUGGCCAUGACAUCAGCAGUGUUUGCAGGAGGCAUCACCCUCACCGGGUACCUGGUCGUCUGCCAAGCGGUCGGCAUCAUUUUGCACUACUCCUCCCUGUCCACACUGCUGUGGAUGGUGGUGAAAGCCCGUGUCCUCUACAAGGAGGCAACCUGGAAAGCACCUCGGCAGCCAGAUGGGGAUUCAGCACCGCCAGCCCCCCGGCCCAUGCUACGGUUCUAUCUGAUUGCUGGUGGGAUUCCGCUCAUCAUCUGUGGCAUCACAGCGGCUGUCAACAUCCACAACUACCAUGACAACAACCCUUACUGCUGGCUGGUGUGGAGGCCCAGCCUGGGCGCCUUCUACGUGCCGGUGGCCUUCAUCCUGCUGGUCACCUGGCUGUACCUGCUCUGUGCCGGGCUCAGCCUGCAGUGCCACGCUCCCCGCAGGAAGGAGCCCCCCGAGCUGCCGGGCACACUGCCGAGGCUGGGAGCCAACGGGGAGCUGCUGACAGACUCAGGCUCCAUCUCAGUGACGCUGCACUCGGGGACGCACUGCCCAGAGGUGGACGGUGUGUACUCACUGCAGGCACAGCUCUGGGCGCUGCUGGCUGUGCACGCCAUGUACGUGGCCUUAUGGACGUUUGGAGCCAUGGCCGUGUCCCAGCGCGGAGACCUCAACGUUGUCUUCAGCUGCCUCUACGGGGUGACGGCCGUGGCGCUCGGGCUCUUCAUCUUCAUCCACCACUGCGUCCGCCGCCGGGACGUGCUGGGCUCGUGGUUCUCCUGCUGCCCAUCCUACCGCUCUGCGCUGCCCAUGCAGCCCUACAGCCACCCCGGCACGGCAGCGGUGGAGGACGGCUCGCAGAUGUUCAUCGGCUGCGACCCCGAAGCCGCCCGCAGCGCCACGUCCUCCUCCUCGCCCAGCAGCGCGGGCUCUGCCGCCGGCCGCUGCAAGCUGACCAACCUGCGGGCGGCGCAGAGCCAGGCCGAGGGGCCGGAGCACGGCGAUGGGAGGAGCGCCGGGGCGGGGAGGCACUCCAACAACCACCGCAGGAACCACAAGAGCAGAACUAAGCAGCACCGUGAGGGGAAGCACCACCGCUUGAAGGUGCUGCGGGGCCCGUCCUCCGAGCAGAGCGAGAGCGGCAGCGUGCACAACAGCCACUCGGAGAGCUACCACAGCAGCAGGAACAGCCCCAUGAACAACUGCGCAGCGCCGCGGGCCGCGGGCCCCCAGGAUGGGGAGGUGGCACCCGGCCAGUCGGAGGGCAGCGACGGCUUUGUGGAGGCGCGGCGGCGGAGCAGAGACAACGUGAGGCAGGCGGAGAGGGAGGCGAAGCGGCGCUCCUACCCCCUGAACGUGGGCAGCCACAACGGAGGGCUGAAGGGCAGCAAAUACGACGUCAACCUGGCCGGUGCCGACAGCGGGGCCGGGAUGAGGAGCGGGCUCUGGAAGAGCGAAACCACGGUGUGAGGGAUGGGGAAGGAGCAGAUGCUGCAGCACGUCCUCCUUGCUUGGCUGGAGGUUCUGCACGGAGGAGGCACACAACCCUCACAGAGCUGAGGGGCUGUGAGCGUGGCGAAGUGCACUACGUGGGGCCUCACCCCCGCAGGACGGGCAUCACAGCCUCCCCGGGUUGCAGCACCGAGAGGCGGAGGUGGAAGGCAACCACUGCUCUUCAGCAGCAUGAAUUGCAGCCACGCUUCCGUCACUCCCGCACCUCACUUCAGACUGAUCCUAAAUGCUAUUUUAUUAUAUACGAAGGAAACAAAUGUCUAUUUUUCAGAUUUCUAUAUUGUUGAAUGUGUGUAUGUAUAGACUGAUGCAAAUGCCUCCGCCUUACCAGCAGUGUUCUCCCGCAGCCCACUCACGCCAUGACUGCAAUGUUCCCAGACGUAGGCUCAUCGUGCAGACAUUGGGGUGGCCCCAAAUGAGCUUCUUCUGAAAGAGCCUCAGUUUGAAGCAUUAUGAAAUGCAAACGUUGUUAUCUUGAAGGACAGUAUUUAGCCCUGAGGGUUACUCAGUUGCCAAAGCAAAAGCCAUAUUGCCAAGCAAGCACAAGGUAAGAGAAGGCACUGAUCCAAGAAACUGUCUGCACUCUGUGGAUGUCAGACACUAAAAGCACCGCAGGAAACGCUCCCAAACCCUCCCAGGUGUAACCUAUGCAAACAGGUGGGGCAGCACCACUGCUCCGCCUGAGAUGAACACGGGUUGUCCAUCUCCUCCAGGAACCAAAGAGCCCCAUUGGGCGCAGACACCAAAGCAGGUCCUCCUCCUUAACCCGUGUGCACACAGAACCCAGCAGGCUCUGCUCCCACAAAGCCAGGACACCAACAGCGCUGUGCUGAGCCGCCUCCUGUCCCUCCAGCGUGGGCUCCCCCCUCAGAGUGGGCUGCUCCUGGAGAGUGAGAGGAUGACGCCCACAGUGCUGUCAGGGCCCUUCUUACAGACUGCUCACACGGUAUGUUCAAAGGGCUGGAACCUGGCUAAGCACUUAUUUUUCCCCAUUUAAAAACAAGUCCCCCUUUCUGCUAGCAGGCAAAAAGUCAGACUCGCUGCAGGCUGUAGGAGGCUCUAGGAGCACUCCCAGGUCUCAGUUUGCUUAAAGGAGAACGAGAGAAGUGUAUCUGUGCUCUUUUAAGCCUCAGUUUUCUCAUGUGUGCAAAUGGUUUAAUUAUUUACCUACCUCCCAUGGGGUCCCGGGGAGCAGCAAAGGACUGCAGUGCAGGGAAGCACUCAGGCCAGCCCUCUGCUACACCACGGCUGAGGGAUCCGGGAGUUAGCAGAGUGAAUAGCACUUAGUGGCAGAUUUUUCUCCCCUCCAGAAUCCAACUCCUCUCCCUUUGGAACCCCUCAUCCUGCAGGGCUGGAGUUCACUGACUGCUGCAGCUCUGCUGGCCCCGGGCUGCCAGACUUCCCUGACCAACAGCCUGCAUUUAUUAAUGCCACAUUUAUUGUGCCUGGUAUUUAAUGCAAUUCAAAUCCUUAUGUCAAUACCGCAGCCCACACAGUCUUGCUGAUGCUGAGUUGUUAUAUAUGCUUGCUGCACUGUGACAGUAUUAUAUAAAAAGCUUGGUAUUAUUAAUUACACUUUUUUUUUUGUCUGUUUACAUUACAAGCAAAUGACAGAUCAACAGAGAGCUUCUUGCAAUAUACGUGGGGGAGGGAGGGGAAAAUAUGCCAAAGAAAUGUCUUUAAAGGGGUCUUUUUGCAUUUUUAUAUAAAUAGAAUGUUUCUAGCAGAUAUGUUUUGUUUAAUAUAUUAAAGAUUUGCAAAUCUGCCAAA
Molecule: messenger RNA, 7130 nt
Organism: Gallus gallus (chicken)
Lineage: Eukaryota; Metazoa; Chordata; Aves; Galliformes; Phasianidae
Gene: ADGRA2
Product: adhesion G protein-coupled receptor A2
Exons: 21
Coding region: 1674-5318 (1214 amino acids)
Biological process (GO): cell surface receptor signaling pathway; sprouting angiogenesis; G protein-coupled receptor signaling pathway
Cellular component (GO): plasma membrane; Wnt signalosome
Molecular function (GO): G protein-coupled receptor activity; protein binding
Source: RefSeq, a predicted model, not a curated record